AUAAAUAGAGUAUGUAUCAAAUUUACUCAUCAACUAUCUCCUGCCCAUAAUUCUAUUUAUAACAAAGCUAUCAUUUCUUUUUACAAAAUAAAACAUUUCAAAUUAUGAUUUCUUUAAUAAUACAAUAUCCUGAAAUCUUGAUUGCUCUUUUUUGCUUCUUUUUUACAUGUUUCUUAACAAGAAAUGGUCUUCCAGGGAAUUGGCCUAUCCUUGGAAUGUUACCAAGUCUUCUAAUUCACGUCCAUAGACUUCACCAUCGUUGUGUUGAUCUAAUGAAACAAUCAAAUUGCACCUUUCUAUUCAAAGGUCCAUGGUUUGCUAACAUGGAUUACUUAAUUACCGUUGAUCCGGCUAAUAUUCAAUAUGUUAUGAGCACGAACUUCACAAAUUAUCCUAAAGGCGAAGAAUUUCUUAAUAUUUUUGAGUUUUUAGGAGAUGGAAUCUUUAAUUCUGAUGGAGAUUUAUGGAAGUUCCAAAGAAAAAUUACGCAAUCAUUGAUUAAUCAUCGAAAAUUCUUUCGAUUUUUAGUUAAGGUUACGUAUGAUAAGGUGCAAAAAGGGUUAGUACCUAUACUUCAAGAUGCAUAUAAAGAUGGGCUUGUUAUAGACUUGCAAGAUGUUUUUCAAAGGCUUACCUUUGAUACUACUUGCUUGUUGGUUAGUGGACAUAACCCCGGUUGUUUGUCUCUUGAUUUCCCGGAUGUACCUUUUUCUAAGGCUCUUGAUGAUGCCGAGGAGGCCGUAGCAUACCGACAUGUCUUGCCGGAAAAUUUUUGGGAGUUUCAAAAGUGGUUAGGUUUAGGACAAGCCGCGAAGCUAAGCCAAGCCUGGAAAGUCCUCGAUCACUUCAUUGAUAAAAUUAUAUCAAAGAAGCGGGAUGAAUUAUCGUUGAAUGUUGAAAAAGAAGAAGAAGAAGAAGGGAUCGAUCUCUUAACAUCAUUUCUAAACCAAAGUGUUGAGACAACUGCAUUCAAUACUAAAAACGGCAAGUUUUUAAGAGAUACAAUUUUAAAUCUUAUGUUAGCAGGACGAGAUACAACCAGUUCAGCUCUUACUUGGUUCAUUUGGCUAAUAACACAAAAUCCCCAAGUGGAAGAAAAGGUAAGAAAUGAACUAAAACAAACAUUAAACAAAAACAAUAAUAAUAACAAUAAUAAAUGGCAUGUUUUCCAAAUAGAAGAAAUCAACAAGCUAACAUAUCUACAUGCAACAUUAUGCGAGUGUCUAAGGUUAUAUCCACCAGUACCAUUCCAACAUAAAUCUCCAAUAAAUUCGGACACAUUACCAAGUGGGCAUAACGUGACCCCAAAAAACAAAAUAAUAUUUACGUUAUAUGCAAUGGGAAGAAUGAAAGGGAUAUGGGGUCAAGAUUGCUUAGAGUUUAAACCCGAAAGAUGGAUUACGGAACAAGGAAAAAUAAAAUAUGAGGCACCCUAUAAAUUUUUAAGUUUCAAUGCGGGUCCCAGGAGUUGUCUAGGGAAGGAUGUGGCGUUAACUCAACUGAAGAUGGUUGGUGCAACAUUGAUACAUAAUUAUAAGUUCAAAGUGGUUGAUGGUGGAGAAAAUGCAGAACCAGAUUUAUCAGUCAUACUUCAUAUGAAGCAUGGUUUAAAGGUUAAUGUUAUUAACAGAUGGAGCAGUAAUAAUAAUAAUAAUAGUACUUGAUAGUUACUUGACAUAAUAUAUAUAUGGUUUUAUGAUGAAUUUGUAGUACAUAGCUAGAUUUUUUUUUUUAAUAAAAAUUGUGUGGAUUAUGAUGAAAUAUAAUUA
Molecule: messenger RNA, 1769 nt
Organism: Amaranthus tricolor (Joseph's coat)
Lineage: Eukaryota; Viridiplantae; Streptophyta; Magnoliopsida; Caryophyllales; Amaranthaceae
Product: alkane hydroxylase MAH1-like
Exons: 1
Coding region: 105-1664 (519 amino acids)
Molecular function (GO): oxidoreductase activity, acting on paired donors, with incorporation or reduction of molecular oxygen; iron ion binding; monooxygenase activity
Source: RefSeq, a predicted model, not a curated record